This is a messenger RNA of Aureobasidium musti, 654 nucleotides long. Lineage: Eukaryota; Fungi; Ascomycota; Dothideomycetes; Dothideales; Saccotheciaceae. The record is from the annotation of a GenBank genome assembly.
AUGGUGAGCACAAUCCCGCCUUCACGGCAGGGAGCCACGGUCUGCACCUACAACCUCAACAACGACGACGACGACGAUUUGCGCCUCGCCACGCUUGCCAUCGACGCUCGCAAUGCCCUCACACGAUUCGGAUGCCUGCCCUCUCCCUCGCCUGCUAUCGGACAGAACUCCAACCAGCAGGCCGACCAGGUCUCCGGCGACAAUGCCUCCAAGGACAAGUCCGGCAACCCCAUGCGCGAGCUCCGCAUCUCCAAGCUCGUCCUGAACAUCUCGGUCGGUGAGUCUGGUGACAGACUUACUCGUGCCGCCAAGGUUCUCGAGCAGCUGUCUGGUCAGACCCCCGUCUACUCCAAGGCCCGCUACACCGUCCGUACCUUCGGUAUCCGCCGUAACGAGAAGAUCGCUGUCCACGUCACCGUCCGUGGCCCCAAGGCUGAGGAGAUCAUCGAGCGUGGUCUCAAGGUCAAGGAGUACGAGCUCCGCAAGCGCAACUUCUCCGAGACCGGCAACUUCGGUUUCGGUAUCAACGAGCACAUCGAUCUCGGUAUCAAGUACGACCCCGGUAUUGGUAUCUACGGUAUGGACUUCUACUGCUGCAUACGCAUUGCUGCUACUGCUGCUGCUGCUACUGCUGCCACUGCCGCGUUUAGAUGA